AUGUCUAAUGCAAAUUGGGGCUGUUGCUUUUCCGAAAAUGAUAACUGUGACGAAUUUAUUGUUUGCGUUAAAUGUGAAAGAAAAUAUCAUUAUGCAUGUAUGAUAAUUGAUCGUAAAAUUAUUACCUCUGAUUUACUAGCGACAUGGGCAUGCCCUGAAUGUGUCCACCUACAACCAAAAACGGCAAAUAAAGAUAAUACACCUGUGAGAAAUGUCAGUACCGUAAGAGGAAACAAAAGAAUAGCAAUUGGAUCGCCACAGUCUGAUCCCGAAAAAGUGAACAUUUCUAUGGAAGACAUCCGUCAAGUGGUAGAAGGUGUGAUGGAUGAUAAAAUGAACGAUCUAUUUAAAAGAUUCAAUGAAAACUUGGUUGGAUUCUUCGCGAAGGAAAUUAAAUCAAUGAGAGAUGAAUUGUCGAGUAUUAAGGAAUCUUAA
Parnassius apollo (apollo) is the source of this 435-nucleotide messenger RNA. Lineage: Eukaryota; Metazoa; Arthropoda; Insecta; Lepidoptera; Papilionidae. The record is from the annotation of a GenBank genome assembly.